Molecule: messenger RNA, 529 nt
Organism: Pararge aegeria (speckled wood butterfly)
Lineage: Eukaryota; Metazoa; Arthropoda; Insecta; Lepidoptera; Nymphalidae
Exons: 2
Coding region: 56-409 (117 amino acids)
Source: RefSeq, a predicted model, not a curated record
GUGACGGAGUUAAGUAGUUUGCAGACAUCAACUCAUUUACUCUUCAAAAAGUGCCAUGUUGUUCGCAAAACUUUCUGCCAUUUUAUAUUUUGUCGUCAUCAUCGGCGCACCAAUUUCCCAAUGUCGCACAGUGUCUGCAGGACCUGACAUCAUGGAUAUCGCAGAAAGGUUAAACCGGCUACUAAAUGGCCUCCGCGGAUACGAUCUAAAUAACAAUUAUUUAAAACUGGCGAACAUUACUGGGCCCAUCUCCUUUGGAACGCAAGUUGAACAAAUAAACAAUCGUGGCGGCUGGGGAGCAUCUUAUGCGAAAACCGACCAGAAUGGCAACCACUAUGAGCUAUCCAAUAUAGACGGUGACGUCAAUUUCGGAUCGAGAACUGUUCAGAUAGGCAAUAGCUAUCAUUAAGUUUGUACUUACAUAGACAUUGCCAUAUUUUAUAGACCUUAGACUUAGGCUUUCCAAUUAUAACACGCCAAUUCCAAAAAACUGCCCUAAUAUGUUCAGAAGUAUAACUACUCUAAUAAU